This is a messenger RNA of Angiostrongylus costaricensis, 1650 nucleotides long. The record is from the annotation of a GenBank genome assembly. NCBI's taxonomy places the organism in Eukaryota, Metazoa, Nematoda, Chromadorea, Rhabditida, Metastrongylidae.
AUGCGUCAUGUAGGAGUGGCGUCACGCCCCACCAACAGAGCCACCUCCUCCACAGCCCCUCACACGCAUAACCCAUUUACAAUGGCAGACCAGGCGGCCGAAAUUGCUUCUGCGGUCCCAGUUCCGGAACAUGAAUCCGACCCUGCGGCUACCCCUGCUCCAGAAUCUGCUCUUCAAGAAUCUAUUCCUGCUCCCGAAGCUGCUGCACAAUCUCUUCCUGCAACUCAAACUUCUUCAGAUGUUCCAUUGGCUCAAGACACAGUUCCGAGUGUUGGAGUUGAAUCUGCACCAUCUGAUGCCACAGCACCGUCUAUGGAGACAGCACUCACCGAUGCCUCAGCACAUGAUAAACCUUCGCCUAAGGCCGAAAUACCUUCUAACGCCUCAAUAGUUGAAAAUGUCCCGGAAUCUGAAAACGAAGAGGAGGAAGAUGAGGUGGUGUAUAAACCCAGAAUUCGGCCGAUAAUUCGAAUCCAUGUAGUGCCCGUGGAAGAGGAGUGCCAUAAGAAGGAACUAGCUACCGACCAUACCGCUCCGGCUUCAAGUGAAACUGGUGAACCAACUUCAGAAACUACACAAGAAGCGCAAAAGCAGUCAGAAAUUGUACCACCGCCAACUCAAGAAGCCCAAAAUGAGAAGAAAGUCUUUUCCGCUCCAGAAGCCCAACCUGAACUCCAAACAAAAGUCGUUCAGAGCCUGGAAACAAAAAUCGAUGUCCUUCCACCUAAUGGGGCCACUUCGGAAGCAUAUGAUGACCGAUCGGUAGAACCUAACGUCGCUCCAGAAGCGGAAGGCGAAGUUGUUCACACAGAAGUCUCAACAGAGGCGCCUUCCGAAAUCGCUAAAGAAUUACAGGCACAAUCUGAAACUGCUCAGACUCCAGAGUUGCAAAAUAAACCGCAGAUGGAGUCUAUCGUUUCGAAGGCAGAACCCGAAGCCGUCCCCAACGCAGAAGCCUCAAAUGAAACGCAACCAUCAGCACUUCCAGGGUCAGAAACACAGUCCGAUUCUGCUCCGAUUUCAGAAUCGCGAGCUCAACUACAGGCAGAGCCUGAUUCUGUUCCAGAAACCGAAGCUAGACUCGUUCCUAAUGCAGAAGCCCCAUGCGAACAACAAUCAAUAACGCCUCAAGGAUCAGAAGCACAGUCCGAGGCUGUUCCGGUUUCAGAACCGCAAGUUGAACAACAGGCAGAUUCUGAUGGUACUCCAAAAGCAGAAGGUGGAGUGGCUAUGAUUCCUGAUGCGCAGGCCGUUCCAGAAGCACAAACAGAAAUUCAUUCUCUUCCAGCACCUGAAGUCGACGCAAUUUCAGCAUCAGAGGUGAAAGCUGCGCCACAAGCUGCAGAAAUCCCUGAUGCUGAAGGAAAAAUCAAGACAUCAGCUGCAGAUCCACAACUCGAACCGCAUAAUGAGCCUGCUCCAACUUCGGAAGUAAAUUCUGAAAUUUCGAAUCAAGAGGUAGCUGGAGAGCCUCAAGUUGAGACUAUUCCAACUGCUACAUCAGAUCCACAACAUGUCGAAGUCACACCAUGCUCCGAACCAUCUCCUGAAUCCAUUACAGAACCGGACAAAGAAGGAAAAGUCGACACUGAUUCUACUCCAAGUGUUGACGCAGCGAUACAGCAAGCAACUCCGGCUGCUGCAUGUUAG